GGAGUAUUCAUUAGAAGAUGAAAAAAGCUCACUAGCUGGGAUAAAGAGGCCUUGUAUGGGUUUCACAAGAUGUUUUGUCACACACAGAAUAGAGGGGAACUGUAUCUGAACAGAGUCCAAAGUUUGUCUGGCAUUAAAUCACUGAUUUUAAACAAAUAGUGCUGAAGUUUCACUUUUCCAGAGCCUGCAGCAGAGCUUGACAGAGUCUGUGUCGAAGUUCAGCUCUGUCGGGAACAGCAAGGCACGGGAGAAUCUAUUUUGAUAUACACUGUGAAAAGCUGGAGUAAGGUCCGUCUCAAAAUGUGGCUGUAUCUUUUUAUUGGCAUCGCCAUCUUCUUGCUGCAUAGGUGGUACAGAGAGCGUCAGCAAGUCUCCAAUAUCACCCAAAAGUAUGUCUUAAUAACGGGCAGUGACUCGGGUUUUGGGAACCUGCUGGCUCGGCAGCUAGAUGCUCAGGGUAUGCCAGUAUUGGCAGCGUGCCUGACUGAGAAGGGGGCAGAAGAGCUGAAGAAAGUAACAUCUAAAAGACUUCAGACAACAAUCCUUGAUGUAACAAAAACUGAAAGCAUCAUGGCCGCCGCUGAUUGGGCGAAGACCGUUGUAGGUGACAAAGGGCUCUGGGGCCUGGUGAACAAUGCAGGAAUCAGCAUUCCAACAGCGCCAAACAUAUGGAUGGGAAUAGAAGACUUCCGGAAAGUCAUGGACGUGAACCUUUUUGGAGUAAUUGAGGUGACACUGAAUUUUCUGCCUAUGCUUAUGAAAUCCAGAGGGAGACUUGUCAACGUUGCCAGUGUCUUUGGACGUAAUUCUGUUGUAGGAGGUGGCUAUUGUCUUUCUAAGUAUGGAGUGGAAUCAUUUUCUGACAGUCUGCGAUGUGAGUUGUAUUCUUUUGGUGUGAAAGUCUGCAUUAUAGAGCCGGGCUUCUUCAAAACAGCAAUGACGGACCCUUUGAUGAUAGAGAAGUCUCUCGAACAAUUAUGGAGCAGGCUACCAGCAGAGACAAAGGAUGCUUAUGGAGAACAUUUCUUGAAAGAAUAUAAGAAGACUGUAACAGAGAUGGCACCAAAUUUGUGCAGCCACGACUUGUCCAAGGUCACAGAUUGCAUGGAGCAUGCCCUGACAGCUGUUUACCCCAGGAAGCGUUAUUCUGCAGGUUGGGAUGCAAAACUCUUUUGGAUCCCUAUUUCGUACUUUCCAUCUGCCUUCUCAGACUUUUGGUUCACUUUGCAUACACCAAAACCACAGCCAAGCAUUUAAUGUGAACUGAGAAAUGUAUAUUCAGCCAUCAUUUUUGUAUUUGACUUUAUUUUAAAAGCUACAUGACAGCUAAAUAUAGAUGUAAAUCACUUA
Protopterus annectens (West African lungfish) is the source of this 1350-nucleotide messenger RNA. RefSeq names its product retinol dehydrogenase 7-like. The coding region runs from base 301 to 1257 and encodes 318 amino acids. The transcript has 5 exons. The record is from RefSeq and is a predicted model, not a curated record. Lineage: Eukaryota; Metazoa; Chordata; Ceratodontiformes; Protopteridae.